This is a messenger RNA of Abrus precatorius (Indian licorice), 2001 nucleotides long. RefSeq names its product protein arginine N-methyltransferase 1.5-like. The record is from RefSeq and is a predicted model, not a curated record. NCBI's taxonomy places the organism in Eukaryota, Viridiplantae, Streptophyta, Magnoliopsida, Fabales, Fabaceae. Bases 1 to 2001 code for a protein of 666 amino acids. Gene Ontology annotation, cellular component: cytosol; nucleus. Gene Ontology annotation, biological process: regulation of DNA-templated transcription; peptidyl-arginine N-methylation. The transcript has 23 exons.
AUGCCUCUCGGUAACCUAAGAAAAGGAGAUAGCUCCGAUUCGAACUUAUGUGGUAUAGAGGCAGAUUUCGACUUUGAAAUUUCGUGCGUCGUCGAUUACCAUGUCAAAAUUGGAGAGUUCGAUUUCGUUGUUGCUCCUCUGAUUGAUCCUGAAUAUCGCCCAAGCUUAAAACAGGCUCCUCAAUGCGGGUCAUUUGAAGAAGUUGUGCCAUUCGUUGAGAAAGACAUAAGCAUGAGCCCAACCCAGUUCGUUGCUUGUGUAAUAGGAAAAAUAAGCACGUGGAUAGACUUGGAUUCAGAAAAUGAAAGCCUUAGGACGGAUUCUGAAACCGUUCUCAAAAAGGAACUAGAUUGGGCCUCUUAUCUCUCUUUGCGGGCUUGCCUCCUUCCAGCUCCUAAGGGAACUUUCUGCGCAAAUUAUGCUAGAUGCGUGAACCAAAUCAUGCAUAGCCUACAGAACAGCAUGCAGUUGUGGAUUCGGAUUCCAGUGGGGGAGACAGUUGAUGACUCUUUGGUUGAUUAUUGGAAGACAUGGAAUUCAUUCCGUCUGCUGUGUGAGCAUCAUAGUCGUUUGUGGGUUGCACUUGAUAAUUUGGGCGUUCAGCCUUCAGACGACUCAAUAGCACGUUGGUAUGGAGAGCCUGUUGCUGCCUUUAUAAUGCGUACAGAUUCCUUUUUGUCUAACCAAAGUGAUAGCUCUAAUAACCUCCCGAUGCAUCUUCAGAAGUUAAUUAUUGAUUGCUUUAACCGUUCUAUACAGUUCGAGACAAUAACCCCAUUUGUACGAUUUUUUGUUUUAUUGGUUCGGAAUCUUCUGUUUUUGUUCUUACUGAGUGUUUUCUGGACGUCAGAUUCAGGAAGAUAUCCUCUCCAGCCUUAUCGGGACCAUAUUGUAUUUCUAUACAAACGAAUGGAUCCUCUUACUGAGCGAGAACGUAUCGAGUUUCGUUACAGGGAUUUUCCACAGAAACUCUUCCAACCUCUUAAGAUAAAUCAAAAAGCUCUGACCUAUCAUGAUAAUGAGAAAGAUGCAACGAAAUACAAACUGUACAAAAAAGCAAUUUGUCAAGCCUUGCUGGACAGGGUUCCUGAUGAAAAAGCAUCUGAGAUCACCUUGGUAUUGGUGGUGGUUGGUGCAGGACGUGGGUGUCUUGUGAAGACCUCAGUACAAGCAGCUAAGGAAACUGGGCGGAAGUUAAAAGUUUAUGCUGUGGAAAAGAAUCCAAAUGCACUUGGUGCACUUAAUGGCUUAGUAAUGGCUGAGGACAUGGAGGAUAUCGUCACCAUAGUCACAAGUGAUGUGCGAUACUGGAAUGCCCCUGAAACGGCUGACAUAUUGGUUAGUGAAAUGCUAGGUACUUUUGGUGACAGUGAGCUGUCUCCUGAAUGCCUUGAUGGAGCCCAGAGGUUUCUAAAGGAAGAUGGAAUUUCAAUACCCUCUUCGUAUACAAGUUUCCUCCAUCCAGUGACAGCUUCAAAGUUAUAUGACAAAAUUAAGGCAGAAAAAGAUAUUUUACGGUUUGAAUCUGCUUUUAUUGUGAAAUUACUCAAUGUAACUCAGCUUGCGCCAUCUCAACCUGUUUUUACAUUCACACAUCCAAAACACCACUCUGACAAAGAAAGCAACAGCCGGCAUAAAAAAUUGCUUUUUUUUAUCCCUGACGACAGAGAGUCUGUAAUGGUACAUGGAUUUGCAGGCUACUUUGAUGCAACUCUUUACAAGGAUGUGCGAAUUGGAACUGAACCUUCUACAGCAACACCGAAAGUGUUCACUUGGUAUGCAAUGUUUUUUCCAUUAAGGACACCUACGUGCUUGCAUCGUGGUUCUUCCCUCGAAGUACAUUUCUGGCGCUGUUGUGAUUCUACAAAGGUUUGGUAUGAGUGGUGUGUUACAUCCCCCACUUUAUCUCCAAUUCACAACAGUAAUGGUGCUUUUGAUCUCAACUAUGUAAAUAAUACAGAUUUCUUGGGAAGUUUGGCAAUUUCUCGGGCAAAGUUCUGA